CAGGCAAUUUCUAUAAGCAUGCUGGCCUAUAAUUAAAACUGAUGUGAUGACAGUUGUCUUGGCCAUCUGGAGCAGGAAAUUUGGAAACUUUGAUUUGUUGAAUUCAGCCUACGUCACUCUCAUACCUAAAAAGGAGGAUGCCAUACACAUCAAAGAGUACAGACCAAUUAGUUUGGUUCACUCCUUUGCCAAGCUUAUUACGAAAAUCUUAGCCAACCGCUUGGCAGGCCGUCUUGAUCAGAUGGUUUCUUCCAGCCAGAGUGCUUUCAUAAAAGGGCGGUUUAUACAGGAUAACUUUAUGCUGGUGCAGCAAAUGGCUCGUUACCUUCACCAACAGAAACAAGCCCGGAUUCUGCUAAAGCUUGAUAUAACAAAGGCCUUUGACUCAGUCUCAUGGCCUUUUCUGCUGGAAGUUUUGAGAAAUUUGGGCUUUGGACAGAUCUGGUGUGACAUCAUUAGUGGCCUGCUCACUUCUUCAUCAACACAGGUGAUAGUCAAUGGCAUUCCUGGAGAGAAAAUCACAUAUCAGCGUGGAUUGAGACAAGGAGAUCCAUUGUCGCCAAUGUUAUUCAUUCUGGUCAUGGAUGUAUUAUGUUACAUGGUGAAAAAGGCCUCAAGAGGAGGAUCUACUUCAACCACUUGCUAGAAGGGCAUUGCAGCACCGAGUGUCACUCUAUGCAGAUGAUGUGGUAUUAUUCCUAAGGCCUUCAGCUGCUGACAUUGAUAUCACUCUGGAUAUGCUAGAGCUCUUUGGAAACGCUUCUGGUUUAAAAACCAACAUUCAGAAGAGCAGCGUACUGCCCAUUCAGUGUAAACAAGAGGACAGAGACAAUCCAAUUGCAUCUCCUAUGCCAGCUGCUUGAUUUUCCUUGCAAAUAUCUUGGGGUUCCUCUCUCUUUACACAAAUUGACCAAGGCUCAAGUCCAACCAAUAAUUGAUAGAAUAGCAGACCAACUUCCCGGCUGGAAGGCUGAUUUGCUAACAAGGGCAGGGAGGAAAGUUCUUGUUCAGUUUGUGCUUACUUCCAUGCUUGUAUAUUUGACCAUGGCUGUGGACCUCCCAUCUUGAGCACUUAAGUCCAUUGACAAGAUCAGGAGGGGUUUCUUAUGGAAAGGAAGAAAGGAUGCUAAAGGAGGACAUUGCUUGGUAGCUUGGCCCAAAGUUACUCAUCCACUAGGCUUGGCAUAUCUAAUUUGCAGCAACUUGGUUGGACCCUCAGAAUGAGAUGGCUCUGGCUACAAAAAACUGAACCUGACAAACCAUGGGCCUUCUUCCCCAUCCAAGUACAUCACUCGGUCAAAUCAUUCUUCUCUGUGGCCAUCAUCUCGGAAGUUGGCAACGGCAGGAACACUCUAUUUUGGACUAACAGUUGGAUCCAUGGGCAGAGCCUUGAUAAGCUUGUACCACACCUCUUUGGUUCAAUCUCUAAUCGAGCAAAGAAAAGAACAGUCCAUGAAGCUCUAACUGAUAGAAGAUGGGUUACUGACAUAAGAGGAGCUCUCACCCUGGAUGUCCUAGUUGAGUACCUUGGCCUAUGGGAUUUAUUAUCAGAAAGAGCACUGCAGCCUGAAGUGGAAUAUUCUCACAUAUGGCGAUUCUCAUCAUCCGGAAAAUAUUCAGCGAAGUCAGCAUAUGAGGCGAUGUUUAUUGGAGCCAUCAUUCAAACCUUGGGAAAGGAUAUGGAAGACUGGGCCCCCGAUAAAUGCAAAUUCUUUAUGUGGCUGGUUGCUCAUAACAAGUGUUGGACGGCUGAUCGGCUUGCCAAAAGAGGACUGCCACAUCUUGAGCAGUGCCCUUUUUGUGACCAAGAGGAGGAGACAAUCGAUCAUCUGUUAUUAUCUUGUGUUUUUGCGCGCCAGACUUGGUUUGAAGUUUUGCAAAAACUUGGUCUGCAAGUGCUUGUUCCACAGACUGAGGAUAUUUCCUUUGAGGAUUGGUGGAACAAGGUUAGCAGCAUGGUGAAUGGUCAGUUUAAACAGGGGCUCAAUUCAACUAUAAUCUUAGUGGCCUGGUCACUCUGGAACCAUCGGAAUCGAUGCGUUUUUGAUGGACUUCAACCUAACCUAAAUGGCCUUCUGUCUGUUAUUAAGGAUGAGCUGCACAUGUGGGAAAUGGCUGGGGGGUUCUUCAGGUUUUUUACCUUUAAAAAAGCCUGUGCUUCACCCUUCUUUCUUCAUAAUAUAUUGAUACGCAGCUCUCCUGCGUGUUCAAGAAAAAAAAAGGUCCUGGGGAACCCCGUGGGAGCGAAUUUCAGGCUGGGGUUCAAAAAAUCCCCUCAUCUGUCACCACACCAAAGCACAGGUCAAGGCCUGGCCCAGGUCGCAGCUGUGGUUGGUUUAGUCACAUAAUGGGUUACGGGCCCCGUGUAAGGGUGGGGCAGAGAUUCGGGGGUUUUCUCGCGUGAGAAGGUCCUUCUCUUAGCAAAAACCUAGGGGCUGUCUUACCCCCCGCAGGUCAAGUUUUUCAUCUCUCUAUCAAGUAUACCAUAAAAUUAAACAGAACCAUUCAAACCGGAGAUAUGGAAUUGCAUAUUCAGAAGAUAUCACAAUGUACCAGAGGAUUUAAUUCUCCAGAGAUGAAUACCUUAUACUUCCAAUACGAUAAUUGGAAAUUUCCAAAAUUAGUAUCAUGCAAGAAUAGAAAACUAGGGCAGUUGAAACAUAGCAAAAUGUACUCAAUGAGAGGGUUGGAUGGA
Messenger RNA from Setaria italica (foxtail millet), 2695 nucleotides. RefSeq lists its product as uncharacterized. The transcript has a single exon. The record is from RefSeq and is a predicted model, not a curated record. Bases 1221 to 2348 code for a protein of 375 amino acids. NCBI's taxonomy places the organism in Eukaryota, Viridiplantae, Streptophyta, Magnoliopsida, Poales, Poaceae.